This is a messenger RNA of Candidula unifasciata, 368 nucleotides long. NCBI's taxonomy places the organism in Eukaryota, Metazoa, Mollusca, Gastropoda, Stylommatophora, Geomitridae. The record is from the annotation of a GenBank genome assembly.
AUGACUGCCUACACAAAUAAGAGGACAGGGCAGAGUAUAAUGAACAAAAUGGCAGCAGUUAAUGGAGAUGCAGUCUUUGGUGAAGCUCACAAAAUCCGAGCAGAGGAAUCACAGAAGGCUGUCACAAGCUUUAUGGGAAUGUAUUUAAUUGUUGCCUUCACUGUUGCCUUUUCCUGGCUACUUGGGUACUUUGACUUUUCAUUUCUGUGGGUGUUCAUUAGUAUUGCAUCGUUAUUCAUUGUUUGGAAGACCAAAAUUGGAAAAGUUAUCGCCCAACAUUUAAGCAAUGAAGAAGCAACUCUCUACAGGAAAAGGGCUUUUCGACAGAAUGAAACGGCAGAGUGGUUUAACUUUUUGUUAAACAGAUG